AUGACCACAAACAUCGCUGAGUUGCUCAACUCAAUUUUGAUGGAUGAACGGGAGUACCCCAUGUCCUACAUAUUCAAUUCAAUUGCUAAAAAUUUUGGUAAAAUGUUUAGGGAGCGGCAUGCAUUUGUCGGUAGUAAAGAGAACAUAUUUGUUCCUUUUGCGGAAAGAAUCCUAAGGGAUAAUAAGAGUGCGAGCAAUUCCUUGUAUGUGGGUAAUCCAAACGGGGUUCUAAACGAGUAUACGGUGUUCGACAAUGGCGUUACUGCCAAGGUCAAUCUCUUGGAGAGAAGCUGUUCUUGUCGAAAAUUUGACUUGGUGAAAAUGUCAUGCGAACAUGCGAUGGCAGCUUUGCGAGCAAAGUAUGGCGAUAGCGAAGAUUAUGCAAUUAAUGUGGUCCCUCCGGAGGCUGAAUGGACUGUGCCACAGGAAUUGGUAGACACCAAAAUUUCUCCACCUUCGUACGAUCCCAAACUCGAAAAGAAGAAAGUCAAACGCACUAAGGGCGUCGGUGAUACAUUCAAGUCCAAAAGGAGGAAUAGAUGUUCAAAUUGCAAGAAAUCUAGACACAAAAGAACCACGUGUGGAAUGGGCAUCAAAUCAUAA
Messenger RNA from Capsicum annuum, 603 nucleotides. RefSeq lists its product as uncharacterized. NCBI's taxonomy places the organism in Eukaryota, Viridiplantae, Streptophyta, Magnoliopsida, Solanales, Solanaceae. Bases 1 to 603 code for a protein of 200 amino acids. Gene Ontology annotation, molecular function: zinc ion binding. The record is from RefSeq and is a predicted model, not a curated record. The transcript is spliced from 2 exons.